CAAUCAUUUCAUCAAUGUUUUCUUAUGACGUCACGUUAAACUACCAUCCGUAAAUCGACUUUACAGGCACCCAAUUUUUUUUUGUUUGCUCGCAGAAGAUUUUGCCAGCAAACUCGCCCAGUGUAACUGGCGCUUCAGAGCGUCGCUGUCCUCUUGUCUCCACUUCCUGCGCAUGCGCGCCAUUUGAUCGCAGGUGUUAACCUGGCGCAUGCCCCGAGGACGGACGAAGCUGCAGUUCUCGGCUGACUGUGAAGAGGUGGAGGUGGGAGCCUCGACUGUGCAGUUCUUACUUCGCCUGAGCGGCUGCGUGUUUUGCUGCUACGGAGAAGAUAAGUUCUUCGGUGGAGAUCUGCGCCUCUGCCCUGGACCUGGGGGAGAUGGCUUCAGGCAAGACUCUUCCUUGGCCGGCGGACAUCCUGUCCCGGUACAACGUGGUGGGGGAGAUCGGCGCGGAGCUGCGGUUGGCGUUCGACAAGAAAACUGGCAGAAAGCUCGCAAUCAAGCAAGUCAGGAGCAAUGCACCGAACAUUGAAAAUAUCUUGAAAGAAGUCAACCAUUCGCACGUGGUGGUCGUCAAAGAGCGAGUGAAGGUCGGCCAACUCUGGUUCGUGGUGAUGGAGUUCAUGGAGGGCGGCGACCUGAGCCGCAGGGUCGUGCAGAAGAAGGGCAUGCCCGAGGGCCUGGCCAAGUUCUACUUCUACCAGAUGGUGCUGGCCGUGGACUACCUCCACCGCGAGGAGGGACUCGCACACCAGAACAUCAAGUCGCGGAACGUGCUGCUGCGCUCGGCGGAGGACUACUGCCUGGCGCGGCUGGCGGACCACGGGCCCUCCCGGGCGGACGCGCGCAGGGACUGCCGCAAGCUGCGCGACGCCUGGUUCUACGAGGCCCCCGAGGCGCGCGCGCCUGGCCCCCAGCGCUGCCCCCGUCGCUCGGACGUGUACAGCCUCGCGGUGCUGCUGCUCGAGUGCCUGGCGGGACGGUGUUGGGGGAACAGGAUCGCUGUGGCCUACUGCCUGCGAUGCCUGGACGUGUCUGCGCCGUGCAAGGACCUCCUGCGGCAGAUGCUGGUCUGCGAGCCGGACCGCAGGAUCGACCUGCGCGGCGUGCUGCGGCACGAGUGGUUGCAGGACCAGGACAUGCGGAGGAAGGUGGAGCAGCUGACCCAGGCCUGUAAGCCGAGCGCACUCUGUGUCGGGCCGCCUAGGGACAGGCUCGCGUCCAAGCGGGCGGUGACCUUCAGGCUGCCGGCGCGAGCAGAGGGCCGCGCUCGCGAGCGGCUCAUGUGAGGCUCAUGUGAGGCUCAUGUGAGGCUCAUGCGAGGCUCAUGUUGGGGCUGUUCCUCCACGCCGGAGCAUCGUGGCUCCCCGCACGACUCUUGAGCACUGUCCUCUGCAUGCGAGAGUCCCCUUCCGCCCAGCUUCUCAGGGCACUAUUCCAGUCGCAGACGUGAUGAGCGUGUGCACCUUUUAAAGUUCUAUGUUGAGUAAAUAUAUUUGAUGCGUGUUUUGGUUUCAAAAAGUGGUCUCACACUGACUUAAAAAUAUUUUAUUUGCAAAAGUUGAUUUAUUUACGCUGUUUUGAAAAAAAAAUAAUUUGUAAUAUCAUGUGUGCACAUAUGUAUUCCGUAACUGAUAAAAAUCAAGUUUAUUUGAAAUAUUAUUGUACUUCUAACAGAACAGAGAUGUAGUUGCUAACUUUUAUCACUAAAAAUACGGAAAAUUGUAGGUUUUAAAAAUAUUAAAAAUAUUCAAAAGCGUU
Bacillus rossius redtenbacheri is the source of this 1761-nucleotide messenger RNA. Its product is annotated as serine/threonine-protein kinase Chk2-like. Lineage: Eukaryota; Metazoa; Arthropoda; Insecta; Phasmatodea; Bacillidae. The record is from RefSeq and is a predicted model, not a curated record. The transcript has 7 exons. Gene Ontology annotation, cellular component: nucleus; cytoplasm. Gene Ontology annotation, biological process: mitotic DNA damage checkpoint signaling; protein phosphorylation. Gene Ontology annotation, molecular function: protein serine/threonine kinase activity; ATP binding. The coding region runs from base 378 to 1289 and encodes 303 amino acids.